AUGAGCAUGGACGCUGGCGGUCUAGCUCAAAUGACGUACAACAACUCCUUCAAUAAUGGCAGUUCCCUCGGAGUCCCAAGCUCUGGCUUCGCCUCCCGGGGGAAAGGCUCUCACAUCAAACGCCUGAGCGUACCUCCCAAGAUCGCCACUAUCGAUGAGUCGCAGGCAUCGGCCUCGAUCGCAACCCCGCGCACAAGUCGGUCACACCUUUUGGCCGGGCUUCGAACCGCCCCCCGAUCCGCAACCAUUCCUUCGCAGCAGCAACGUCACGCCAUGGACAGUCUCCGUAUGUCGGGUCACCGCGAAUCCGACCGCAUUCCUCAAACAGCCACGGGAGCUGGAUUCCCGCAGCACACUUACGCAUCGCAUAACAUGUAUUCGCAGGCGCAGCCACAAUCGCAGUCACGACAACAGCAUCGCCAAGGACAGGGCCACAACCAGAACCAGAGCCAAAGCCACAACCGCCCCAUGUACACUCUUCCGGAGCAGGUGCUUGCACCUCCCACGCUUGACAUUGGUGGUGGUGAGGUGAUGGACGAGAAUCUCUAUGCGGAACUGAUGUCCACCAAUCUCUUUCUUGCUGCGCAACAGCAACGUCUUCAGCAACAGCUGAUAAACGUUACAGCGGCAGCUCAGCAGCAGUUUCAGAAUAUGAACCUGGGGAUGUCCCUUUCCCAGCAGCAGCAACAGCAGAUGCAUGGACUGUCGAUGCCUAAUGUUGGUUUCUACCAACAGCAGCUUCAACAGGGUGUUCAGCCGGUUGUACAGCCGGUUCCAGGUCAGCCUGGUCUGUUCUCUGUCUUCAACCCUCUGACUGGUCAGCAAAGCUACGUGAUGGACAACAGCUCGCAGGAAGAUACUUCCUUCCACGGAGACAAUUACCCCGCCGACCUCCAGGUGCCUCAAUUCCGCGCUGAGAUCUCCCCACCUGCGGACUCUACUUCCUCGCAGAAUUAUUUCUCCCAGCCUGUCUCUCCUCCCACUGGUUCCCCCUCCCCACCCACGGAGUCAUCUGGCGGUGCAUUCCGUCGGAACCACCGCAAGUCCCCAUCUUUCAACCCGACGGUGAAAACGACUAUUGAUACGAGCAAGGCAAAUGCCGGAUUCGGUCCUCGAUCCGCUGUUUUCCCUCCUACUCCAGCGACUGGAACCUUUGGACCUGGUCAGGCGCGUGCUGGCGAGCAUCCUAUCCGCCAGCCUCGAGGCCCGCCCGCGCUCGAGGAUCUUUUGGCCAAGCCCACUUCCAAGCAUGAGGGAAGCAAGAACUUUGCGACUCGGCAGCGACGCCGUGCUGUUCACAACCUUGUUCGUGCUGGCAUUGAGCGUCGUGGUGAUACUCGCAGCUAUGGAUACAAUAGCAGCGGUGGCACUAACACCCCCGCGAGUGAGAAGGAGUUCACAUUCUCGGAUGGUGAUGAUGCUACUGUGCGUAGUGGUAGUCUCUCGAGCAAGCCUAGCCUUGGUAGUUUGCGUGCGGCCGCCAACGGUGCCAUUGGCUCCGAGCGCAAAGAGAAGUCUGGUCGCCGGUCUCUUCCUGAGAGUCCCUUCACGAGUGUCUCUCCUACCAGUGAGGACGGAUACUUCUCAGCCAAGUUUGCUGAGGUUCGUGCUGAGCAAUUCUCUUCGCACUCAGAGGCUUCCUCUCCUUCUGUGGCGGCUGUCGUUGCUGGCCAGGGCCAGGCUGCCCAAGGACCUGAGCGCCGCAAAACUCCAAUGCUUGUUUUGUCCAGCGCUGAAAAGCGCAAGACUCCCCUCAUGUAA
Penicillium malachiteum is the source of this 1761-nucleotide messenger RNA. RefSeq lists its product as uncharacterized. The record is from RefSeq and is a predicted model, not a curated record. The transcript has a single exon. The coding region runs from base 1 to 1761 and encodes 586 amino acids. Lineage: Eukaryota; Fungi; Ascomycota; Eurotiomycetes; Eurotiales; Aspergillaceae.